Lytechinus pictus (painted urchin) is the source of this 2276-nucleotide messenger RNA. Its product is annotated as WW domain binding protein VOPP1-like. NCBI's taxonomy places the organism in Eukaryota, Metazoa, Echinodermata, Echinoidea, Temnopleuroida, Toxopneustidae. The record is from RefSeq and is a predicted model, not a curated record. Gene Ontology annotation, cellular component: cytoplasmic vesicle membrane. Bases 493 to 978 code for a protein of 161 amino acids. The transcript is spliced from 5 exons.
ACAAUCGGCUUUUCAUCGCCAUGGCAACGUGACGGUAUGUGUGUACAGAAAUGCGGAGUAGCGGAGGAGAGGAAUCAAGUAUCAACACCAGGCCUAUAGCAUAGUUUUCGCAGUAUGGGGUGAAUUCGCCCUUUUCGUUUCCCUGAUCUGACUGUUUUUCGACGCACGAUUUGAUUUUCAUGUUAAGAUCAUUAUUUUGAUUUCAUAACAGUCGUAGUAAGGAGAAUUACUUCAACUGACUGCAGGAAGGAAUAAAGCAUUUCCACGACCAUAUACCAGGGAAAAUUGUGUGUGAGAUCCCCGAUACUCUGCAUGCUAAUUCGCGUUGGGAUCGUUUUGUAUUCUUACUGGAAAUAUAUAUAUGAGCGCAUUCUCAUACAGUAGGUUUGUGAAUGAGAAUGACAUGGUGGUUCUCUCAUAUUGGAUUGACUGAUAUAAACUGACUUCAAGUUACAGUGUUUAAUACAAUCUGCAAGUAGCUAUAGAUACAAAAUGUGGACAGCCAUUAUCACCACGCUUCUUGGAUUUCUCAUAGCGAUUCAGAGCGUAGACGCAUUAUCAUGCUCUUAUAGCACUUACGGAUUUUAUCAAUAUUACAGAUGUUCAAGCGAUCAAUACUGUUGUGGAACACGCAGCUGUUGUUAUUACUCACGUGGCGCACAUUUUUAUAGCCUCUGGUAUUUCUGGUUCGGUAUCAUCCUGUUCAUCCUCAUCUGUUCAGGAGCUAGCGGGGCGUAUUACAGAAAACGACAACGCAUAGUCGUUCGAACACACCCCGCCCCGGUAGUACAACACCCCAACGCAGUACACCAGACCAUGGUCGUUUCAGCGACAGCAUCAUCGGGAUAUUCCGGCUAUCCAAACCCACCACCUACGUACAACCAGGUGAUUGCUACCACUGGUCCAAAUAUGGGUGUAACAUCGUACCCCGUGGGGUACAAUUCAGCUCCUCAAGGGGCGACGGUUCAUCAUUAUUAAUGCUGUAUCUUUGAGGUGUCUAGAUACUUUUCCUACUCAUUCCUUUACUUCAUCUUCCCCCUUCUUGUUCUUCCUCUUCUCUCUCCCUUUUUUCUUUUCAUCCUCCUUUUACAUCUAGUCUUUGAUCUUUUUCUUCCUCCUCACUUUUAAUUCUUCAUUUUCUUCUUCAUCAUUAUGACAAAGGAAGAUAUCUACCAAUUGUUUUGACAGUUUGCUUCUGAUUUUAUUAUUAUUAUUAUUUGGGGGGUUUCGUUUGUUGGCUGUUAAACACAUUCUAAAUAGUUUUUAUUCUACAUAAGACUCAAUAGUACUCUACGAUAUUGGUGACAUGAGACCCCUCCUUGGUAUCGUUUCUCUUGCCUAAUCUUGAAACCAGAUUCAUGCUUUUUUUUUUGAGAUAUUUACUUUUGUUAUUUAACAAAGCAAUCAAGUGUCGUUCAGUUAAGAGAACUCCCCAAUGUCUGAUUUUAACUUUUUCUACACAAUGAAUUCAAAACUUAAAUAAUGUUGAUAUAUAUUCUGAUACCUUAUCUUGAAGUACAUUCAUAGAUAGAUUAUUAUCAAGUUAAUAGCUGAGAGAGAUAACGCAGUAGUGGAGGUGAUAUGGUGUGGUCGGUCAAAUACCUUUUAUUGUAGUACCCUGUGAUGUGGUUCAAACUGGUACCUUCUUGACAUGCUUGAUGUGUACAUGCAUUACUACUGCAAGGGAGAAAGUCUGUGCAUGUACAGUAUAUGGGAGACAUUGAGCUUCUAUGUUAUCUAUACAUCAGAAAUAUCUCUGUAUCAAAAUAUCUUAUUGGUAUUUUUCAAGAACAAGCAAGAACAUAUCUGACAAUCAUAAAAUUGUACAUAAUUUUUAUUUUAACAAUGAAUGAUUUGAAUGCUAUACGUGGUGAAUUGGAAUAGUUGUUAGUUAUUGAUCUAUACACAUCAAAAGAGCAGCUCUUGGGGUGUAGUGAAUUGCAAAGAUUCAUUAGCAUUUCAUUGGACCUAGAGAGGUAAAUUUUUAUAGGGUGAACGAUUUUGAUAUAUCUCUGAUACCACAUUUCUGGGUUUAUAUUGUGUUGACUGUAGUAACUGCAGACUUUUUUCCAAGGAACUUUGUGUAUAUUUAUCGAAUGUAAUAAACUCAGUGUGUGCAAAAUCGUUUCAUACAAUCAUUGCAGCUUAGAAAUGUACAACUCGUUUCAUAUUCACAUAUCUUCUUUUUUAGUUGUUUUCUUUAUACCAAGGGCUUUCGAGUGCAAUCUCUGUAAAUAUUGUAUUUCUUGAAUAAAGACAAUGUAUUCUUUCUGUAA